AUGGCGCCCCUCCACGUAGGAGAUAUCGGGCUGGUCAAUCUCAGCCUCAUAGCUGCAGUAUCGGGUAUCUUUUACAUCGCUUACAAAGUGGUCUACAAUGUACUAUUCCACCCUCUCCGUUCUUUCCCGGGGCCUAUCUCCCACCGCAUCUCAAACGUCCCGCGCGCCAUCCAGAUGAUGCGAGGGCACCUCCCUUUCCAUGUUGCAGAUCUGCAUCGAGAGUACGGCCCUGUGGUGCGGAUCGCGCCUGACGAGCUCGCAUUUUCGGAUCCCCAGGCAUGGAAGGACAUCUACGGCCACCGCGCUCCUGGACAGGAGGAGUUCGCAAAGCACAAGGGCUUCUACCGUCCUUUCGAUGCGAUGCCGACGUCCAUCAUCUCAGAUCCCCGUGAAGAACACAGCGCCGUCCGUCGGCAGCUAGCUCAUGGUUUCAGCGAUCGCAGCAUGAGGGGACAAGAGCCUAUCAUCGGCGAGUAUGUCGACUUGCUGGUCCAAAGGCUCCAUGCCAACGCUGAAGGGGGAAAGAAGGCCGUCAAUAUGCGCGAAUGGCUGAACUGGACAACCUUUGACAUCAUCGGCGACCUUGGCUUCGGCAGUUCAUUUGGCAUGCUGGCGAGUAGUGAUUACCACCCCUGGGUCAAAUUGAUCGUUCAGACGGUCAAGCAGAGUGGCCAACUGCAAGCUCUCAUCAACGUUGGCCUUCGACCAGUCGUGCAAUUCCUCAGCCGCAACGGUUUCUUGAAGUCCCGUGACGAGCAUCGUGCGCUUGUCAGGAACAAGCUCUCGCAAAGGAUCGAAAUGGGCGCAGAGCGACCCGACCUGAUCGAAGGCCUGAUUGCUACCCACAAGAAAGAUGAAAAGGCAAUGCCUUUCCCCAAGCUAGCUAUCAAUGCCGGAACGCUCAUUGUCGCUGGGUCCGAGACCACAGCCACUCUCCUCAGUGGCGCCAUCUACCUCCUCACGGCCUAUCCCGAGACCCUGAGCAAGCUAACCCACGAAGUAAGAUCGUCUUUUUCUGAUGACAAGGAGAUCACACUUUUCUCGGUCGCCAACUUGCACUAUAUGCUAGCAUGUAUCAACGAGUCGUUCCGCCGCUAUCCCCCAGUGGCCUUCGGUAUGCCAAGACAGGUACCCAAAGGUGGUGCACAGGUGGCAGGGCACUUCAUCCCAGAGGAUACUGUCACCGCUGUGUGGCAAUACGCAGCCAACCACGACCCUAACAACUGGAAAGAUCCGAUGGGCUUCCACCCGGAGCGGUUUAUGGGAGACCCGGGAUUCAAGACAGACAAGUUGGAUGCCCUGCAGCCGUUCAGUGUUGGGCCAAGAAAUUGCAUCGGCCGGAACUUGGCGUACGCCGAGAUGCGACUGAUCUUGGCCAAAAUCAUAUACAACUUCGAUCUGACGUUGGCCGACGAAAGUCGAAACUGGCUUGAGGGGCAGAAGGCAUACAUCUUGUGGGAGAAGCCAGCCCUGGACGUAUACCUAACCCCUGCUGUGCAUUCAUGA
Messenger RNA from Neoarthrinium moseri, 1506 nucleotides. RefSeq lists its product as uncharacterized. Lineage: Eukaryota; Fungi; Ascomycota; Sordariomycetes; Amphisphaeriales; Apiosporaceae. Gene Ontology annotation, molecular function: heme binding; oxidoreductase activity, acting on paired donors, with incorporation or reduction of molecular oxygen; monooxygenase activity. The transcript has 4 exons. The record is from RefSeq and is a predicted model, not a curated record. The coding region runs from base 1 to 1506 and encodes 501 amino acids.